Molecule: messenger RNA, 8229 nt
Organism: Syzygium oleosum
Lineage: Eukaryota; Viridiplantae; Streptophyta; Magnoliopsida; Myrtales; Myrtaceae
Exons: 16
Coding region: 100-7713 (2537 amino acids)
Biological process (GO): vacuolar acidification
Cellular component (GO): RAVE complex
Molecular function (GO): protein binding
Source: RefSeq, a predicted model, not a curated record
UUUUGGGCGCUGCUGGUGCUUGGAGGUGCAGAACAUGGCGUAGCAGCUCAUCCUUCACCCUCGCCUUCGCCUUCACCUGGUCCCUGACGGCCGACGACGAUGCCGGAGCUCGACUCCGCCGCCGCGGUCGAUCCCGCCGACCACCUCCCGCUCUCCCUCAUGCGAUCCGAUGUCAUCCCUCCCGCCCCGACCCGUUCGCCCACCGGAUCCACCAUCGACUGGAUCCCCGACCUCGCCGGCUACGCCUGGGUCGCCUACGGGGCCUCCUCUCUCCUGGUGAUCUCGCACCUCCCUUCUCCCCUCUCCGAGGCCGAGCCGCUCAUCGCCCCCUUCCUCAGACAAGUCUUCGACCUCCCUUGCCCCGUCUCCUCCGUCUCUUUCUCCUCCGACGGCCGCGUCGCCGCCGCUUCCGGCGAUUGCGUCUUCAUUUACUCGCUCGAAUCCUCCAGAUUACUAGGUUCUUUUUGUUGGAGCCAGAAUGCAGUACUCAGGCAGUCUUCAAAGGUGGAGGCGGUCAAGUGGACCGGAUCAGGGGAUGGAAUUAUUGCAGGUGGAAUCGAGGUGGUGUUGUGGAAGAACAAUAGCAAUUCCUGGGAGAUUGCUUGGAAGUUUAAAACUGAACAGCCGCAAACUCUGGUUUCUGCAACUUGGUCCAUUGAGGGACCAUCAGCAGCAGCUCCUUAUCUGAGUAAGCAGCAUCUUGGUGGAUCAUCGGACAGUGAGGAGUGCAAACAUGUUUUAGUUUGUCAAACUAAUCGGAAAUCUGAAUACAUGACGGUUAACCUACUUCAUCCUCAGCCUAUCCUCAUGAUUGAAUGGAGGCCAUUGGAAGGAGGAUGGCUUAAGGGAAAUCUGAAAGCAAGACAUGUCCUUCUAACAUGCUGCUUGGAUGGAGCCGUGAGGUUAUGGAGUGAGAUGGAUUAUGGACGAACAAGAAAGAUGGAGAAGGACACCAAGGAUCCCAAGUUCAUACGGCAUUCGUUUUGUGUUGUUGCUGUAAUCGAGACAAACAUGGUUCUUGGUGCAACUCUCGGUGAGAGCUUUUUUGUUACUUGGGCAGAAGAAAAGAGGGCGUUGUUUAAAAUUGGCAAAGAAAGUGGCCAGAUUUUCCCCACGGAGUUUUCUGAGCAUGAAAAGACUGGCCGAUGUGAAUGGGUAGUAGGCAUUGGUCCAGAGUUGAAGAUUACAUUCUGGGCAAUCCAUUGUCUUGAUGAAUUUUCUCCUCUUAGGCACCCUCGGUUGACAUUAUGGAAGUCAAAGGACCUGCAGUGUCUUGACUCGGGGCAUCUUCACAAAGUCUCAUAUUUGAAUAUCAAAGAUCAACACCCUGUGAAGAAAGCAAUCAUCUCAAGGAAUAAUUCAUCUGGACCACCUGUUUUAUGCUCUUUUAUUCACCUUUCACCCUGCAAUUCGAUGGUUUGGUUGCUUCUGUACACUCAGGUUGCAGAUAAUGUAAGAGAUUUGUCUCUUGGUACUUCUCCAAAAGAGAAGUUUUUAUCAGGUUCUGCUGGUGGUGAACUAGCUAUAGAUGGUCAUUCUGAAAAAAUCUUACGAGUUGCUGUGCAUCCUAAUCACUGCGAAGUCAGAUUAGCCGCUUCCUUGGAUUCUAAUGGUUUGCUCUUAUUUUGGUCAUUUUCCACCAUUACCAAUGAGUUUCCUGGGUUUCCAACCACGAUUCCCUCGUGGAAGCUCUCCGGAAAACUUGUGACACAAGAAAAAGGGCCAAAAUAUACCAGCUUGGUCUGGGCACCUUUAGCAAUGAAUGAUGACUGCAUUGUUCUGAUGGGAUAUCAUGGUGGGAUUGAUUGCUUUGUGGUUAAAGUUUCUGAAAAGGAAGUGCAAAAAGUAGAAUGUCACAGAUUAUGCACUAUUCCUUUUUGUGAUAGUGUUGCUCCUGAAGAAGGCCCCACAGAUAUCUUUUCAAUUCCUCUGACCAACAAAGACUUCAAAUAUGAUGGCUUCAUGCUUUUGGCUGCAUGGAUUAAUGGGUUUUAUACGUUAUCAUGGGACAUUGCUGUACAAUACUAUGAUUUAUCUGGACGCAGUCGUGAAUGUGAUUUUGAGACCAACCACCCAGCUUGGAGCAGCAUGUCAAAAUUUGAGAGUAUUUUUUGUGGCAAAGGAUAUUCUAUUCUCGUAUCUCCUUGUUCUCCACAAUACCCUGAUUCUCACAACCGUGACGCUAUCACCAGUUUCUCCAUAGUAAGUCCUGGUCUUUCCUUAUCAUCUAUACGACAGGAUUGGAAGUGUAUUUAUGAUGAACAGUGCAGCAAUUCUCCUGCAUUUGUGAUGGCAGCAGGCUGCAGAGAUGGUAGCUUGAAGUUGUGGAGAAGUAAUGGGACUGAAGUAUCUGCUGCCACUGUCAGAUGGGAGCUUGUGGGUAUGGUUGCUGCACAUCAAAAUUCGAUUAGUAAAGUGUGUCUUACUGAUUGUGGUCAGAAGAUUGCAAUCAUAUGCAGGGCUAGUAAUUCUGAUACUGUCGGUACUCUAAGUAUAUGGGGCGCUGUUAAUAUGAUGGGAGCAGGACACCUAUUGUUAGAAGAUACGGUAUCCCUGGAUGGAUGUGUCAUUGCUAUGAAGUGGUUAGCAUUAGGUAAUGGCCAACAGAUUCUUGGAGUAUGCAUGCAAGAUAAAUUGCAGGUUUAUGCAGAAAGGCGAGCUGGUAGUCAGAGUUUGUUGAAUUCUGGAAAGCCUUAUCAUAUGCAUAUUUGGUUUUGCAUUGCACAUGCUCGCUUAUCAUCUCCUGCGUAUGACUUUAUUUGGGGUCCCCAGGCAACAGGUGUGGUUGUUCAUGAAAAUCACAUCUGCUCAUUCAGUCAGUUGUUAUUCCUUGUAGAUAGUGGCUAUCUGGGGAAUUCUCAUCUAGCAGUGGAAAAUAAUAUUCCAUGGAAUAGUGAAAGAGGCCCAAACAUUGGCAUUCUUGCUCCAAUUUUCACUGAUCUUGACAUUCAUAAAUUUGAAAAUUUAUCAGUUGAAAGCAGUGGCAAGUCAUGGACCUCUGGGACUGCUAAAAAUUUGAGCUUGAAUUGUGAUCUUCUAGCCAGUUGUCUAUGUGUAGAAAGGGCUACAUCAGAAUAUUGUUUUCCUACAAAGUUCAAAUUCUGGAGCAUGUUAGAAAUACUGGAGAAGUUGUGUGGAUCUCUUCCUUUAUAUCAUCCACAGGCUCUCCUUUUUAACAUAUUUUCAGGCAAUUGGAAGCGUGCAUAUCUGGCCUUGCAGCAUCUUGUUGCACAUCUUUCUUCCGAAGCUCAUGGGAAGAGAGCCAAAUCACGCCAAAUUGUUCCACAAAUAGUUCUGUCAAGUUAUCUUGAAGGCGUUGCUUUAGAAAGUUCUCCAGCCAGACAAAUUCAGUGGAGUGGAGGUGCCACUUCAAUAACAUCAUCCUUCAGUUUUGAAAGAGGCUCGACUGAUUUAUCUUCUAAGUUUGACUAUGAUGCUUCCAGUAAUAGACCUAAUUCCUUGUCAUUAAAAUCUGAACUUAGUAGCUCCAUCAACACUCUUGAGAGGGGGCACGAGUUAGAAGCUAUGUCACAAAAAGAGAAGAUGGAAAUUCUAGCAAUUAUUGAUCUUCUCAGUGAAGUCAAUCAUUCGCAUUCUACCUCUGUUUAUGAAAGUCUUGAUGAGCCUGGACGAAGGUUUUGGGUCUCAGUGAGAUACGAACAACUUCAUUUCCUCCAAAAGUGUGGAAGGAUGGCAUCAAUGGAAGAGUUAGUCAUUGAUUCUGCAUCAAUUUGCUGGGCCUUUCACUCUGACUGUCAGGAUAAUCUAUUAGAUUCGUUUCUCUCAAAUGCAUCUUCUUGGCAAGAAAUGCGAGCUAUUGGAGUUGGACUUUGGUUAACCGAUGCAUCACAAUUGCGUGCAAGGAUGGAGAAGCUGGCAAGAUCACAAUAUUUAAAGAGAAAAGAUCCUAAAGACUGUGCACUUCUAUAUGUAUCAUUAAACAGACUUCAAGUUUUGGCUGGCCUGUUUAAAUUAAGCAGGGAUGAGAAGGAUAAGCCUUUAGUUGGAUUCCUCUUUCGCAAUUUUCAGGAGGAGAAAAACAAGGCUGCUGCACUUAAAAAUGCAUAUGUCUUGCUAGGGAGACAUCAGCUAGAGCUUGCAGUUGCUUUUUUCCUGCUUGGAGGUGAUAUUUCUUCUGCAGUGACUGUUUGUAUUAAGAAUCUCGGGGAUGAGCAGCUUGCUCUAGUUAUCUGUCGCCUUGUUGAGGGGUGCGAUGGACCAACUGAGCAUCAAUCAAUAACAAAGUUCAUGCUUCCUUCCGCAAUUGAGAAGGGUGACUACUGGCUUUCCAGUCUUCUAGAGUGGCAGCUGGGGAACUACUCGAAAUCUUUCUUGAGCAUGUUUAAGUGCCGAAAUGGUCCUAUCGCAAAUGAAUAUACCCCAUUGUCUAAUCACGUUGCCUUUCUGGACCCAAGUGUUGGUUUAUACUGCAUUCUGCUUGCAGCUAAGAAUCGUAUGAAGAAUGCUGUUGGGGAGCAGAAUGCUGCAUUUUUUGGGAGGUGGGCAUGUCUGAUCACAGCUACUGCCUUGAAAAGAAGUGGGCUUCCUCUUGAAGCUAUGGAGCACUGUUCUUCUCCAAGCUUUGACAGGGGAUGUGAUGAUUGGGGCAUGUUCAAUAAUGGGCUUUCUGAAGUUCUACUGAGCAGACCAAAAGCAUCCAUGAAUAGUCCCUCAAAUUGGCUGUCCAAUGAUGCAUCCACCCAUUUGGAAUCUCAUUAUAAACUCGAUUGUGCACUCCAACACUUCUCAAAAUUAAUUAAAGAACACCCAUCUUGGCCAUACUCAAGUAUGGGAUCUGUUGGAUCUAGGUCAUACUUUGAGUAUAAGAUGCAUGAAUUGAAGAAACUACUGCCAGAGUUCCGAGAUAAGCUAUAUGCUGGCUUGGAGGUUGUUGAGCAGAAGUUCUCUGUGGAUGCUGCCUCUCUUCUUAGCAUGAUAUCACGGUUUGCAUACUAUAAGGGCUCCUUUUUGAUUGGAUUUGAUCUAUUACAAGGGUAUUAUUGUCGGCAAAAGACUUAUGAUGGGAAUGAUCUGCUUGGCAGUCUAGAACCCUCUCAUCCAAAGCUUCCAUUGGCAGCAGCUGCAGAAGUUUCUGUCUUGUCUUUGCGAUUCAUUGCAGCCUGUAGUAUAUCCUUCUCUCUACUGGAUUCACAUGAUUUCAUGAAGACUGAGCGGGAUGAAAUAGGAUCCAAAUUGUCAGUUGCUGGGGGAAUUCUAUUUCAAACUCUUAUACUUCUAUUUAGGAAAUUACGAGCUGUUUUCCAGUUAUCUUUGAACUCCAAUGAUGCAGACUUUAUCACGAAACCUUUUGCCAUACUUGAUUUAUUCGAGUAUUUUGCUCAUUUUGCUUACAUUUGGUUUCAGAGGAACUUAAAAGCUCUCAGUUUGAUUUUGCAACCCCUCACAGUUUCUCUUUUCAAUGGUCAUACAACUCACAAUGUGGAUAUGGAAGAUCUAUCCAAAGUUCUCCACCAAAUGGAAAAUUUUUUAUCUGAUACUGCCACUGUCGAUACUGUCAAAUGUGAUCCACAAUCAACUGGAAGUGUGAAAGGCGAACAUGGAGGAGACAUAGUACACAUGAUUACUGAAGAUGAAAGAUGGCAAAUUUUGGGAUGUUCGCUAUGGGAACAUAUGUCUCGUUUUAUGAACCAUAAGCUGAAUUUCAUGUUGGAAACAGUUCAAGACAGACACCUUUUUGGUACUUCUCUUAGUGAACUUUGUUCAAAAGUAUGCAGUUCUGCUUAUCUUGAAGCUGAUGACAAGAAUAUGAGAGAACAGAUUGAGCUGCUAUCAGUUUUUCUGGUCCAGUCACUGAAGACAAUUUCUGCUCAUGUUUCUUCAUAUCACACUAAACAACUUGCAGCCCUAGUGCAGCAGAAAGUUGACAAUGGAUGGCCAGCAAUGACUCUUGUGUGGUUGCAAAAGUCUGAUCUGACUGAACCCAGAUCUCUCCAAACUCAUCUGAGCGAUACUAAUACUAGUUUGGAUCCAGUUAACAGUGAUACUGAACUAUCAAUGUACGAAAAACUAUGGACUUUAUGGGCUGAUCGUCAUAUUAUAUCAGACAGUUUUGCCUUGGAGAAAAUAAAUUGGUUAGAAUAUGUAAACACUAAAUCUUCUAAAGGUUGGACACGAGUACAUGAAGGGAUGACAUUGGAGGAAAAUGAAUCGAGGAACAAUGGAAGUAAGUGUAGCACUGAUUCUACCAGCAGCGUGAGUGGGUCUCUUUCUAAGGGAUUAUUUUCAAAUGGCAACUCUUUGUUGAGUUCUUGGCAUAAAGAACCCAACCUUAUGAAGGAGAUCACUCAUUUUCAAAAUCCUAAAGAUAUUUUAAAGAGAAAUGGCGAGCUCAUCGAGGCAUUAUGCAUUAACUCCAUCAAUGAGCGGCAAGUUGCAGUUUCUAGUAAUAGAAAGGGUAUAAUUUUCGUCAACUUGGAUCAAGAAUUACCUUAUAAAGAAGGAUUGGAGCAUGUAUGGUCAGAAGCUGAUUGGCCACAGCAUGGUUGGGCUGACUCUGAAUCCAUUCUUUGGAGCAAAACAAGGUCACAUCUGGGAUUUGGUGGAGCAACUACGGGGAUGGGAUCUUUGGCCAUGCCGGGGAGAGACCUGACAGGUGCUGUAGCAUUUGGUAUUCCAGGUUAUGCUGGCAUUGGUGCCUCUGGCUUAGGUUGGGAAACUCAAGAUAAAUUUGAAGAGUUUGUUGAACAAUCAGCUUACUUGGAAACUGUAAGAACUAGGGCUCUUUCUAGUCACCCAUCCAUGCCGUACUUCUUGGUUGGCUCCAGCAAUACACAUAUCUACUUAUGGAAGUUUGGUGAGGAAAAAGCUAUUGCUACUUAUGGGGUGCUGCCUGCUGCAAAUAGCCCUCCACCUUAUGCUCUUGCAUCUAUAUCAGCCUUGCAGUUUGACCCUUGUGGACACAGAUUUGCUACAGCCGCAUUAGAUGGGACCAUAUGCUCAUGGCAGCUGGAGGUUGGAGGAAGGAGCAACAUUCGUCCGACUGAAUCAUCUCUUUGCUUUAACGGCCAUGCCUCGGACAUUGCCUACGUUAGUUCGAGUGGAUCAAUAAUAGCUGCAGCUGGAUGCAGCUCCAAUAACAUGAAUGUGGUUGUAUGGGAUACACUGGCUCCACCUUCUACUUCUCAAGCCUCUAUAAUCUGUCAUGAAGGUGGAGCUCGCUCUAUUUGUGUGUUUGAUAAUGAUGUGGGAAAUAGUUCCGUUUCUCCCCUCAUAUUGACUGGUGGUAAGGGCGGUGAUGUUGGACUCCAUGAUUUUCGGUAUAUUGCAACCGGAAGGAGUAAAAGGCACAAGAGCUCUGAUAAUAGUCAGCGUAGUUCCCAGGCAACUUUGUCUACUGACUUGACGGUAGGGACUGGUACUAAGUUUGGGGUCGAGAAUGUAGGUGGGAUGCUCUGGUACAUACCAAAGGCGCAUUUAGGGAGUGUUACGAAAAUAUCCCCAAUUGCUCAGACGAGCUUGUUCUUAACUGGAAGCAAAGAUGGUGAUGUCAAACUUUGGGAUGCCAAAAGCGCCAAGUUACUACAUCAUUGGCCAAAAUUACAUGAAAGGCACACUUUUCUACAACCAAGCACUCGGGGUUUUGGCGGAGUCGUAAGGGCUGGUGUUACGGAUGUGCAGCUUGUUUCACAUGGGUUUCUUACCUGUGGGGGCGAUGGCUCUGUAAAGCUGGUUCGACUAAAAGAUUAUGUAUGAGGGAUGCGCUGAAGGUGCAUAAUUAUUUCUGCAAGAGAUAUAUCAACAUCUCCAGAUGGGGUGAAUUCAAGGACGUCGUAUGGGCUUUAUCGUCAACAGUCACAACUGCAACUUUGCACUGUGUUCCCAUUGUUCAGCUCCUAAAGGAUAGACUGUAGCAAGCAAGCUUCCUUUUAGAUUAUUCUGGGGAAGGCAAGUUUUUACCAAAGCAACCAGUUCAUCCAGAACGGGAUUCGAUUGGAGUGCUGGAGGAGAAAGCCAUAUUAUGUAGAUAAAUUCACAGUGCUCUGCUUUGAUCAUCUUUUCCCUUGGCAGCGAUGUUCAUAAAUCACAUUGCAUACCCAGGACAAUGGUUCCUAAUUCCUAUUUGAAGUGUAUAGUUUGUUGUUGAACAAGGGGGUUGAGCAUGCAUCACUUGGGUGCAAGUGUAAUUUUUUUUUCCUACAGAGCAGUGUCCAUAUGUAACUUUCUUGAUGAAGGAACUGUAUACGAAGAAAGAAUUGUGAUUGACUCUCU